GCCAACUCUACUUGCUUCACUUUUGGUUUUAUUGAAUUCAUUCAGCAAAUUUGAAGUUGUAACUUGGUUGGACCACUGUGAUAAGGCUACACAUAGUGAGGGAGUGAACUUUAAAGUUGACUAUAUACAUAAGCUAUAGGUUCUGAAAAUUUGAGGCAUCUGAUUUUUUCUUUCAGAUCAGCUGGUUCAGAAUAGUAUGGGAACAAUUACCCGCAGAGGAAUGGUAAGAAGACCGAACGAGACAAUGAGGCUAAUAGUAACAACUUUUAUCAGUGUUGUAUUUGGAUUGUUUUUAGGAGUAUCUUUCCCAACAAUUUCAUUGACUAAGAUGAACCUUCCAUCGACUCUACUUCCCUCCAUUGAUCUUGGUUACAUAGAGGACAAGUAUUCAGGCCUCUCAUCUCAAGCACUCUUGAAUAUUUGGUCUUCAAUAAGGCGUGGUGAGGGCAUAUUAUCACAUGAACCUGAGGACACAAAGAUCUGGGUUCCAACAAAUCCUCGAGGAGCUGAAAGGCUACCCCCUGGUGUAGUUGCAUCCGAGUCUGAUCUCUACUUGCGUAGACUAUACGGUUCCCCCAGUGAGGACUUGAUUAUCAAACCAAGGUACCUUGUAACCUUUACAGUGGGUUAUGAACAGAAGGACAACAUUGAUAAUGCUGUGAAGAAGUUCUCAGAGAAUUUCACCAUUCUGCUGUUUCACUAUGAUGGUCGGACAAGUGAAUGGAAUGAAUUUGAAUGGUCAAAGAGGGCUAUACAUGUCAGUGUUCUCAAGCAAACUAAAUGGUGGUAUGCCAAACGUUUUUUGCACCCGGACAUCUUGGCACCGUAUGACUAUAUAUUCAUCUGGGAUGAGGAUCUCGGAUUGGAGGACUUUGAUGCCCAAAGGUACAUAAACCUUGUCAAGAAGCACGGAUUGGAAAUCUCUCAGCCGGGCUUAUCAGCUAACAGUGGACUAACUUGGCAAAUGACUAGAAAGCGAGAUGAUAGUGAAGUGCACAAAGAAGCCGAGGAAAGAGAUGGCUGGUGCACUGAUCCACAUCUGCCUCCAUGUGCAGCAUUUGUGGAGAUAAUGGCCCCUGUUUUCUCCCGGAACGCAUGGCGUUGCGUUUGGCAUAUGAUCCAGAAUGACUUAGUCCAUGGAUGGGGGCUUGAUUUUGCUCUUAGAAGAUGUGUGGAGCCCGCUCAUGAAAAGAUAGGAGUUGUAGAUGCUCAAUGGGUCGUUCAUCAAACUGUUCCUUCACUCGGAAACCAGGGCACAGCAGAGAAUGGAAAGGCUCCAUGGGAAGGGGUGCGGGAGAGGUGUCAAAAAGAGUGGACAACGUUUCAAAUACGAAUGACGUUAGCGGAAAGAGCGUACCUGAAGAUGACGAACAGACUCGAUCAACUUAAUUCCACAAACAGUUAGGAGGCUGUCUUUAUAAGGAAAUUUAAAAAUAAAUCUUAAAUUAUUAAAUACAAGUACCUUAUAAUGUCACAAGUAGGUUCAUCGUCGAUGACUCCAGACUAUUUAUGGUCAUUUGGGUGAUUAGUCAGUGCAUGUAAGCCAACUUGGAUACCCAUGAAUACCUAAAAAGAAUUGGGUGUGUAUUGGGUGUACUUACACGCCAACGUUUAGAG
This is a messenger RNA of Cynara cardunculus var. scolymus (artichoke), 1617 nucleotides long. RefSeq lists its product as uncharacterized. The transcript has 15 exons. The record is from RefSeq and is a predicted model, not a curated record. Bases 197 to 1405 code for a protein of 402 amino acids. Lineage: Eukaryota; Viridiplantae; Streptophyta; Magnoliopsida; Asterales; Asteraceae.